This is a messenger RNA of Aspergillus glaucus CBS 516.65, 1661 nucleotides long. RefSeq lists its product as uncharacterized. NCBI's taxonomy places the organism in Eukaryota, Fungi, Ascomycota, Eurotiomycetes, Eurotiales, Aspergillaceae. Gene Ontology annotation, biological process: chromatin organization; regulation of DNA-templated transcription. The transcript is spliced from 4 exons. The coding region runs from base 465 to 1466 and encodes 333 amino acids. The record is from RefSeq and is a predicted model, not a curated record. Gene Ontology annotation, cellular component: nucleus; NuA4 histone acetyltransferase complex; Rpd3S complex.
CUUUUUCGGCUUCAUCGCUACGACUUCGGCGCUGAUUCUAGAAGUAUUGUCGGAAUAAAUACUUACAUUGUCUGGUUUCGUCUGCUUCUGCUAUUCAAGUUCAUUACAACAUCUGCUAUCAUCGACUUCCAUUGCUCCGUGUCUCUUCCGGUAUCAAGGGCGUAUCCGUCUGAUAACAGAGCACGUCGAGUUAGAGAAUAACCAGUCGUUCUCUUUCUGCUUGUUUGAUUCAUUUAAGCGCCUUUAUCUUAAUAUUAUUUGCCUGUUGUGAUACUCUACUGGCGAUUACCGUCUUCUUGCCGUGGUGAGCAGCUGGACACACCGGCAUCCCCUGCUUUCCAACUUCAGCGUUUGAUCUCGCAAACUGUUGCCACCCGGCUUUAUCAUCAAAUCAGCAUCAAAGCUGCUGAAAAAGCAAGAACCUCUUGUUGAUUACAUAUAGAGUAUCUCUUUCUUCAAUCAGAAUGGCUCCAGCCAACCAACUGGUUUACCACAAAGACGAGAAAGUUCUGUGUUUUCAUCACGAGAUACUGUACGAAGCCAAGAUCCUCGAUAUCAGGCAUACCGCUCAAGAGGACAAGAAGAGCCCACUGGAGUACGCAGUGCACUAUAAGGGCUGGAAGAGCACUAGAUGGGAUGACUGGGUACCCCAAGAUCGUCUCCGGAAAUUCACAGACGAGAAUAGGGAAUUAGCCACGACUCUUCGUCGUGAAGCGGAGUCGGCCUUUCGUCAAAGAAACGCAAAGCCCACCCCUUCUUCUAAGAGACGUGGAGGUUCCGACCGCAGCUCCGCCCGGGGCAGCGAAGAACGGCAGAUGUCUGUCCCUGCCCGCGGGACCAAGAGGGGGCGGGACAAUGAGAUUGAAAAAGAGGAUAGUUUCUAUAGUCGGCCCUCAGUGAGGAUUGUCAUGCCAGAUAACCUUAAGUCUCUCCUUGUGGAUGACUGGGAAAAUGUGACCAAGAAUCAGCAGGUGGUUGCAUUGCCAGCCAAGGCCUCAGUCAACCAGAUCCUUGACGAUUACUUCAAUGAAGAGAAGCCGAAACGGGCUACCUCGGCUGAUUUGGACGUUCUUGAGGAAGUCAUCACGGGCAUCAGGGAGUACUUUGAUAAAUCCCUCGACAAGAUCCUGCUCUACAGAUUCGAGCGUGAACAGUACCGUUCUCUCCGCAGCAAGUGGGAGAAUGGGUCGGGCAACUUCGCUGAUAAGGGUCCUCUGGAUAUUUACGGUGCAGAGCAUUUGACCCGGCUUUUUGCUACGAUGCCAGAACUCCUGGCACAAACGAACAUGGACCUCCAGUCCACCAACAGAUUACGGGAAGAGCUCUCCAAGCUCACAAUCUGGCUGAGCAAGAGUUCAGACAAGUAUUUCGCAACCAAGUAUAUGACCGCGAGCAACGAGUACAUUGAAAAGACACGAGGCGUUCCCAAUCCGAACCCGGGGACGGCAACGUCGCGUUUGCUCUGAGGUGGUUCCUUUUUUAUUAUUGGAGUUGUGCGAUGGGAGUUUUACUUGUGGAGGAGGUUCCGGUUCUUUUUUGACAUUCUGUAUGAUUUGUGUUGGUUCUAAUAGUAUUGUUGUAUGCUUCUGCAACAGUUUAAUGGUGUUCACACAUACAACUUGUUUUUGUAACAUUAGAUCUAGUUUUCUGGGGAAAUGCAU